AUGAGACCAAGACCGAUGCCAGUGGUCAAUCCACCGUCAAAGUUCUUCUGCAUGAUCGUCAACCAUGGUCCUCCAGCUUGUCACAUCUCUCUCAAUUUUAACAACCUUGAUAACAGUGUCAUCUCCAUCAAUGGACUGAAGACAUCCACCUCCGACCACACCCACUAUGACUUCUUCCCAAACAGUGAUAAGGCUGUACUCGGCACCAACGAGGGUCAUCCAUGGACCUACACUGUAAAGGGAGGCCCAACCAACAUCUUGGUUGACUCUGCCGAGAUUACCGCCUACCACUACACAAGAGACACCAUCGGCCAACCAUAA
Messenger RNA from Acytostelium subglobosum LB1, 321 nucleotides. RefSeq lists its product as hypothetical. The transcript has a single exon. NCBI's taxonomy places the organism in Eukaryota, Evosea, Eumycetozoa, Acytosteliales, Acytosteliaceae. The coding region runs from base 1 to 321 and encodes 106 amino acids. The record is from RefSeq and is a predicted model, not a curated record.